This is a messenger RNA of Amaranthus tricolor (Joseph's coat), 1596 nucleotides long. RefSeq names its product BAG family molecular chaperone regulator 3-like. Gene Ontology annotation, biological process: protein stabilization. The coding region runs from base 369 to 1172 and encodes 267 amino acids. NCBI's taxonomy places the organism in Eukaryota, Viridiplantae, Streptophyta, Magnoliopsida, Caryophyllales, Amaranthaceae. The transcript is spliced from 4 exons. Gene Ontology annotation, cellular component: cytoplasm. Gene Ontology annotation, molecular function: adenyl-nucleotide exchange factor activity; protein-folding chaperone binding. The record is from RefSeq and is a predicted model, not a curated record.
UAACUUUUUUCCAAUCAUGUGACUUAUAUUCCCCAUUUUAAAGCUAUUUAUCCCUGAUUUUCUAAUUUAAAUAUAUGAAUUAUAGAAGUAUAUAAACACCCCAUUUGCUAACUUUAUAUGAUCAUUCCUUUUCCCAUUCUAUUUCCAUUUCUUCACUUCCUCUCCAAAUUAAUCCUUUCCUUCUUAUAAAAGGAAUAUAGCAUAACCAUUUUUUCUUAUAAUUUUACUUAAAUCCCAAUAUUUUCCAACUUUUUUUGUAAGAAUUUUCCUAGAAAAAUUCUUUCUUUUCUUAUAAUUUUACUUAAAUCCCAAUAUUUUCCACCUUUUUUUGUAAUAUUUUUCCUAGAAAAAUUCUUUUUUUUAGUGAUAUGAUGAAGAAAACAAACAACAACAAUGGUGGAAAGAUGGGAGGUCUUGAAUGGGAAAUGAGGCCAGGAGGAAUGUUAGUUCAAAAAAGGAAUUUAGAUUCCAAUACAAAUUAUCCCAUUCCCAUUCCUACAAUCAAAAUCUUAGUGAAAUUUGGGUCUUCAUACCAUCAAAUCCAGAUCAAUUCUAAUGCAAGUUUUGGGGAAUUGAAGAAAAUGUUAGCAGAAGUAACAGGAUUACAUCCUCAACAUCAAAAACUAAUCUUUAAAGACAAGGAAAGGGAAUCAAAUUCAUUCCUUGAUGUUUCUGGAGUUAAAGAAGGUUCUAGAAUUGUUUUGAUUCAAGAUAUAAUUAGCCUUGAAAAGAAGCUUCAAGAAUCUCGUAGAAAUUCGAAUAUGGAUUUGGCUUUGAAGUCUGUAACUCAGAUCACCAUGGAAGUUGAUAAACUUGUUUGCCAGGUAACAGCAAUUGAAUCAGUGAUUUGUAAAGGUGGAAGAGUUAAUGAAAAAGAAUUGUUGACUUUGAUUGAAUUGUUGAUGUCUCAAUUGAUUAAAUUGGAUGGAAUUGUAGCUGAUGGAGAUGUAAAGUUGAAAAGGAAAACUCAGGUUGUAAGAAUUCAGAAAUAUUUAGAAAUUUUGGAUGGAUUGAAAGCUGAGAAUGCAAGGCCAAUUAGGUAUGGUGGAAGUCAAGUUGGGUUGAUUGUGUCACAACAACAGCAAAGGACAUUACUAACACAACAACAAAGAGAACAGAGGAAUUUCUCCAAUGGACAACUUAUGUUGACUUCUAAAUGGGAAAAAUAUUGAUAAUUUUAGAACUUAAUUAAGAAUAAUCUUUAUACAAAUUAAUAAUGGAUUAUGGCAUUGUUAAGUAUAUGCUAUUAAUGCAUUCUAUUGCUAGACUUUUUGGAAAAAAAAAGUAAAAAGUCGGUGUAUAUAUAGCAUAUAGCGAGUAGUAUAGUACUGUUUUGUUUUGCUCAUUUUAUUAUAUUCAAAAUUCUAAUAUUUGAAUUUUCAAACAAGAAUGUAAUAGAAUGAGUGAGAUGGAAAAAUAGAACUAUGAAAAGUUAUUUUAAUUUUUAGGUAUAUAAAAUUGUUAUUUUGGUUAUUUUGUCCAUAUUUUUUUGUUGGUGUACGUAGUACCAUACUCUAUCUACCAAUCUUUUUUUUUAUGAAUCCAUCUAUGUGAAAAUUAUUUUAUUUUUAUUUAUAUUGAAUUCGUGUUGUUUCA